CUUUUAGUCUAUGUCUUCCCACUAUCAGCAUCAGAGUUUAGGUGGAAGCGCCUUCAACCACGGUCCUUCCAGCAAUGCCGAACAGGAAUACGAUCGUCUACGCGACCUAGCGCGCAAAGAGCAAGCACAGCAUCAGCAUUAUGCCGCCGAGGCCAGACAAGCGUACGAACGUGGAGACGGAGCUGGCGCGCACGAAGCCAGCCAAAAGAGCAAGCAGCAUGCUGCCAAAGCCGACGAAUACAACAAGCAGGCCUCGGAAUUCAUCUUUCGCGAGAAUAAUGCAGUAGGCAAGGUGGACGGCGACACUAUUGACCUCCACGGUCAAUUCGUAGAAGAGGCCGAAGAAAUACUCGAGCAGAGAAUCAGAUAUGCGCAACAGACGGGCCAGGCUCACUUGCACGUUAUUGUCGGCAAGGGAAAUCACAGUCCUGGUCACAUCCAGAAGAUCAAGCCGCGUGUUGAGCAGGUCUGUCGCGAGUUGAAUCUAGAGUAUCACACGGAGCCCAACGCUGGACGCAUCUACAUCGAUCUCAAGGGCGGCCAGCAGAGGCCAGACUACGACUACGCGCAUCAACCUCAACAUCAAAACUAUGGCCAACCACACUACGAGACUGCAUACCCUAUGGGUACCACUCCUCAGUAUGGCUACCAGCAGCAAAUGAAUUACUCCAAUGCUGUCCAAGGGGGAUAUCCAGGCGCUCCACAACAGCAGAUGCACGUCCAGGAGUCGGAGCAAGCCAAUGAUAUCAAGUGUUGCGGGAUCAAGAUAUGCGUGGUCAUGUAAUGCAGUUGUCGCGAUUGGUAGGACUGGUCAAAUGUUUUGGAAAGAGAAUUGGAUCCUCCUCGUACGUCUUUUCCGCUCAGGCAACGAUCGCCUUCGAGCGUAAUUGUGCCUGCGUCAACCACCUGAUUUGGCAGCUCACAUAAAUCUUGGACGACGCGGCGAGUCUCACAUCUCAACAGAAAACACGCGAAUUGGGAGAAGCUAUCUAGCUGUUCUAGGAUCACAUUUGGAUUGUCCAUCUAGGAUGAAAAGCCAGCGCGGAGGGUACGAAGCAAGGCACUAAACGCUGGCCAAACGAUCAGGACCAUAAAUAAUGGGCCUCAGAAUGGAAAAAAAUUUAAGCGGCCGAGCAUCAUAGCUAAUCGAGGAUCAUGUAUGCUCCGCAUGAGCUGGCAUCUUGUGGCCAUCAAUGUUCACGAGCCCCUUUUUUCAACC
Pseudocercospora fijiensis CIRAD86 is the source of this 1219-nucleotide messenger RNA. RefSeq lists its product as uncharacterized. NCBI's taxonomy places the organism in Eukaryota, Fungi, Ascomycota, Dothideomycetes, Mycosphaerellales, Mycosphaerellaceae. The record is from RefSeq and is a predicted model, not a curated record. The transcript has a single exon. Bases 11 to 784 code for a protein of 257 amino acids.